Pseudomyrmex gracilis is the source of this 2118-nucleotide messenger RNA. RefSeq names its product phosphoribosyl pyrophosphate synthase-associated protein 2. Gene Ontology annotation, molecular function: magnesium ion binding; ribose phosphate diphosphokinase activity. Gene Ontology annotation, cellular component: ribose phosphate diphosphokinase complex; cytoplasm. The record is from RefSeq and is a predicted model, not a curated record. NCBI's taxonomy places the organism in Eukaryota, Metazoa, Arthropoda, Insecta, Hymenoptera, Formicidae. The coding region runs from base 524 to 1594 and encodes 356 amino acids. The transcript is spliced from 6 exons. Gene Ontology annotation, biological process: purine nucleotide biosynthetic process; 5-phosphoribose 1-diphosphate biosynthetic process.
UACGGGACGGAAAAGCGAUCGUAAAAACUCUUAUUGGACCUGGCCGCUCUCAUUCUUCUUUCGUACCGAGUGCUUUUAAUGCAAUCGACCAAUCGCGGCAAUCGCGAUCCACAAGUGGAUCUCCACCUCUUCGCACCUGUAAGAUACUGUUGCUCACGUAAACUUGCGUUGUAAUUUUUCUGCGAUAUCUGAGAAACGGACUUUUCAUGUACUCAAGAAAAUCCUGUGACUCAGCUGUGUGUUUUGCGCAGUCACAUGUGGAAACGCGCGUGAACAAUCGGCAAACAUCGACGUGAAGAUACUUCGUAAACGUGUUCGUCGGUCACUAAUGCGCCCUAGUGUACGCGUGUAUAUAUACGUGUGCUAACAUGUGUGUUUACAGGUUACCACCACACGUCGUUUACAUCGUCAAAUUAAAUACGCGAGGUGGCGAGAGAGGAAGAUUGUAGGAAACUUCAGCAUUUAUUUUUCGAAAAGGGUUUUUUUUACUACGUGACUGACAAGCGAUUUUCCGAUUGAAAUCAUGGAGAAACAAGUGUCAUCGGACAUAGUUAUUAUCGCCGGCAACUCCCAUCCCGAGUUGGCUAAUCUGAUUGCAAAUCGAUUAGGUGUAAAACCAGGUGGCUGUGCUGUGUAUCAUAAAGCGAAUCGCGAGACGAUGGUGGAGAUAGGAGAUUCCGUGCGCGGCAAAGACUUGUUUCUAAUACAGACCGGCACGAAGGACGUCAACAACAACAUCAUGGAACUUCUCAUUAUGGCCUACGCAUGUAAAACAUCGUCCGCCAAAAACAUAGUCGGAGUGAUUCCUUAUUUGCCAUAUUCCAAGCAGUGCAAGAUGCGCAAACGCGGUUGCAUCGUAUCUAAGCUUCUUGCGAAGAUGUUGUGCACCAGCGGUCUAACUCACAUCAUCACUAUGGAUCUCCAUCAGAAAGAAAUCCAAGGUUUCUUUGAUGUUCCUGUGGAUAAUCUAAGAGCUAGUCCGUUUCUUCUGCAGUAUAUUCAAGAAUCCAUUCCCGACUAUCAUAAUUCUGUGAUAGUUGCAAGAAAUCCAGGUAGUGCAAAGAAAGCAACCAGUUACGCAGAGAGAUUGCGUUUAGGAAUCGCGGUGAUUCACGGAGAACAGAGAGAAGCUGAGUCGGACAUGAACGAUGGUCGUUAUUCGCCGCCAGCGUUGCCGCUCGCUGCUCGUACAAUGGAAGUUGGUGUCGGCGUGCCGUUGCAUCCGGCGAAGGAAAAACCGCCUAUAAGCGUCGUAGGAGACGUUGGAGGACGCAUCGCUAUUAUGGUCGACGACAUGAUAGACGAUGUACAGUCAUACGUAGCGGCCGCCGAAGUGCUCAAAGAGAGAGGAGCGAAUAAAAUAUAUGUCUUGGCCACGCACGGUUUGCUCAGCUCGGAUGCGCCAAGACUCAUCGAGGAGUCACCGAUUGACGAGGUGGUUGUAACCAACACAGUUCCUCACGAUGUGCAAAAAAUGCAAUGUCCAAAGAUCAAGACUGUCGAUAUCAGUAUUCUAUUGGCAGAGGCGAUACGACGCAUACAUCACAAAGAAUCGAUGUCCUAUUUGUUCAAAAACGUGACCUUGGAAGAUUAAGUAUUUAGGGCUGCGCCUUUUGACUGUACAGGAAGAGUUUUAUAAUUCCAUCGUGUGUGCGCGCGUGUUGAAAAUCAACACGAGAUUCGAGAACGCCGGGGGACCAUUGCCCAAAACAUAUCCGUCUUUUAAUUUUUUACACUAUUUUUAUAUUUCCCCAUUUUUGACAUUGCAGUUAAUACGAUAAAAAAAAAAAAAAAAAAGAAAAAAAGAAAAACUGACUAGUCUCUUUGUGUUUUUAUCAGUUAUUAAACUGAAACGUCUUAUUGAUUACAGGUUUGUUGCGAAAACCAAAUUUUUUUUUUUUAAAUAUGUAUAGUCUUGAUAAUCGUAGACAGAGAGAAGUAUCCCGCUGUCAGAGAUAGCUGGAUGUAAUAUAUAAUAGAUAUAUAUAAAUGUAACAGAGUAGAGUGUUGUAAAGCCUGUAGAAAUUCCAACGUUUUAUAGACGUGUAACCUGUGCUUACCAAAUGAUCUAGUGUUACUUUUACUGUAUUAUUGUGUAAUUACGCUCUGUAUUUUAGA